AUGGAGGAUUUUAUUAAAUCAGCAUUUUGCUAUUUUGGAGGGCCAAGUCAGGGAGUAAAAGAGCAUGAAUUGGUAGGCGAGUCAGUUGGAAUAGGAAAAACUCACUUUCGGAUAAGGCGCGUAAUCGCGGAAGGCAUUAUGUUACUUUUAGGCGGUUAUGCUGUCGUAUUUGAGGGCUAUGACCCAUCUCAAGGAAAGUCGUUUGCUAUAAAGCGGCUUUUUGCGCAAGACCAGGAAGCCGUUACUGAUAUUAUGAACGAAAUUGAUAUACUGAAACGGCUCUCUGGACAUCCAAAUAUUAUGAAGUUCUUUGGGGUUGCAUGCGCUGGUAAGGAAAGGGGAAAACAAGUCGGGAACGAGUUUCUCAUCGUUACGGAACUAUGUUCGGGCAAGCAUACUCUACUUCUGCCAUCUGCUGCGCAUUUAUUUGAAAUGAUUUUAGGAGGUCCUCUAAAAGACUAUCUGCCUCCUUCUCAUCAAGGCAAGCACCUACCUUUGAAUAUUGUCUUACAAAUCCUUGCGCAGACCAGCUGCGCCAUACAGCACAUGCACAAGCAGUCACCUCCGAUAAUCCAUCGUGAUCUGAAAAUUGAAAAUAUUCUCCUCUCAGAAUCGUUCACCAUAAAAUUAUGUGAUUUCGGCAGUGCCACGACGGAAGCUUUUGCUCCUAGUGUGACGUGGUCGGCUGUUGAACGUGGUCGAGUGCAGGAAAGUCUGGAGAAGGUUACAACGCCUAUGUAUAGAGCUCCAGAAAUGUUGGAUUUAUAUCUCAACUAUCCCAUCAACGAAGCUCUGGACAUUUGGGCUUUCGGAUGCAUAAUGUUCUACCUAGUCUGUGGAUAUCAUCCCUUCGAAGAUUCGGCAAAACUGGCCAUCUUGAACGCAAAUUUCAAUCUCCCUCCCUGUGAUACCGGCUUUGAACCCUUUCAUAACCUGAUUCGCCAAAUGUUAUUGGUUGAUCCGACCCAACGGCCCAGCAUAAACUCCAUCUACGGUGAGCUCUCCGACCUUGCCACUACCAUAAACGUAUCUGCUUUCGACUCAAUCAUCUUCAAUGAGGAGGUGAAACGACGAUUGCGGAACUGUACGAAGCCAAAAGAUGCUCAUGCCGCUACUCCCACCGCUCUUUCCUCCUCUGAGGCGUCGGUUCCUCCUCUUUCACCCUCAUGUUCUUCGGGUCGACCUUCAGUUGGACCUGGCAUGAAUGUCUCUCGCAACACCCGACGCCACUGUGCACCCUCCCCAACCAAUGGAUCCAUUUCUUCCAACGGUUCGGCUGAAGCACCAGAGCGGCCUGCUGGUGGGGUGCUGGGUUUCCUCAAGGGUAGUGCAGGUCACUUGAUCAAAAAUAUUCGAGAGACGUCAUCCAAGGUUAUGGAAGCGGUGACUGCCGCUAUCCCAAACGACUUGGAUCUGCAGUAUAUUACCUCACGAAUAGCGGUAAUGUCCUACCCUGCUGAGAGCGGUCUCGAAACCGUUGUCGGUUCCCGCAAUUCCAUGGAGGAGGCCCAACUCUACCUAGACCGUCACCACCCUAAUAGCUACGCCGUCUAUAACCUCAGCUCACGAGCUUAUCGUUUUCCCCAUUGGUUUGGUGGCCGUGUUUCCUUCCGCCCCUUCGAGUCCAACCGAGCGCCAACGUUGUGGUCCCUCGUCGAGUUGUGCCAAAACGCGCGCCUCUGGUUGUCGCAGAAACCGGACAAUGUGUGCAUCAUUCACUGCACUGAUGGACGACAGCUGUCCGCAGUGUUAGUCUGUUGUCUCCUCUGCUUUUGCCGUGUGUUUACGGAGGCGUCUACGGCUGUAAAGUUUUUCGCCUCGAAGCGAGGACCUGUGCGACUUACGCCGUCUCAAAUGCGCUACAUCGAUUACGUGGCAAAGCUUGUGUCUGUACCGCCCCAAGUUCCGCAUAAUCAUCCAGUGGAAUUACUGAGCAUCAUCAUCGCCCCUAUCCCAUCUUUCAACCGACUCAAAAACGGUUGUCGUCCCUAUGUCGAUGUUUACCAAGGCAACAAGAAGGUCUUUUCGUCAAUGACUGACUACGAGUCUUUGCGGACCUACGAGUUCGAGGAUCGUAAAAUUGAGAUCACUUUCCUUGACCUCUCAGUUUACGGGGAUGUUACAAUCAGUGUCUAUCAUGCUCGCUCCUUCUUUGCUGGAAAGGGGAAGGCGGCGUCGGUCAAGAUAUGCCAAUUGCAAUUUCACACCGGUUUCAUUAAUCUUGAUGCUGGGAAGGUUACCUUCUUGAAAUCGGAACUGGACCACCUGCAUUCAUCCAACGCUGGCUCCCAAGGUAUCGGCACGCCAUCGACUAGUCGGUAUGCUGAGAGUUUCCACACUGUGCUCCACCUCUCCGUCUCACUUAACGAACGUCCACGGCAGGGUGCAGCCCUCGUCUUCCCUUGGGAGACCUUACCGCCCGAGAGCUCACGAAAACCCAUGCUUUGCUUCUCCGAUGCCUUCGAGAUGCGUUCGGUCAUGUCACCGGCUGCACUCAGGGCUGCUGGCUACUCAUCAACAGGUCACCCGUUAUCACCUUCUGGCAACUCUAGUCAACCACAAGCGCCUCGGUCACCAGUGAUCACGGGUAGAAAUGAAGGUGAGGCACGGCAAACAGGCGGGUAUGCUACUCCCACUUCGUCGAAGCCCACGUCAGCCGUGGAUACGCUGAUUGAGGGCCUGGAGACGAAUUAUCUGAGUAAAGAUGAGCCCUUGGAUUCCAGAGCGGAAGAGAAUCAGUCCUCGUCACCUACUACUGUUCCAAGUGAACCCCAAGCAGAUUCCAGCAAGACCUUAGAGGAAUCUGCUACCAUCGGUGAUCUCCUUGACAUAUCAACCGCCGCCUCCCCUUCCUCACCGUCAUCAUUAUCACCACCGCAGUCCAACCAUCCUCCUGCAACCGGUAACGCCGCGACACCAACAACGGAUUCUAUUUUUGAAGACCUCUUCACAUCCUCGGCUUCACCUUCCACACCGACGGCCAAGUCCGCCACUGCUGACUGGCACCACCCUUGGGGCGAGACGGCGGUGAAUCUCAAUCCCUUCGAUCCCUUUGGCACGGCCACUGAACCCCCGGAAGAGCAAACUCCCUCCAACUCUCCACCACCUCCUCCUGCCACCCCCAAAAAUCCCUCAGAUUUCGAUCUCUUCAAAAUGCGGUCUCAGGCCAAAGUGCACACCAGUAGUAGCACGUCAAAUCUCUUUACUUCCGUGCCGUCUACGAAUGCGGGUGCUUCAGCUGAAGCUCCAGCUGCCGGAGUGGGAGUCUCGUCCUUCGUGCACAUCUCUUCCUCGUCAUCGAACCUCACACGCGGUGGCAAUCCCUUCCAGGAGUUUGGCGAUAUCUUCGAGACUGCAGCGGCCAAGGCGAGCUCCCAUUCACAUAGCCCGGUGCAUCCAAGUAAGCAAUAUCCUUCCUCAUCAGUACCAAUGGGCGCAAAUAACACCGCUCGGCAGCCAUUGUUUACACCUCAACAAGCGACACCGACGCCGCCACCACCCCAACAACAACAGUACCAAUCGUCGGCUUCCUACACGUCGCCGAGGCACAACCCUGCACCGAACACCGCCUCACCUAGUUUUCAUGGUGCCCGGCCACGUGUCACGGAGGACACUUUUGAAGACCUUUUGGGCGGCUUUAGUUCUUCCUCUGGGGAGGCUUUUGGGAGCAGUAGACGCAACCAACAACCGAAAACGCUGGCAGAGAUUCGACAUCAGAAGCUGGCACAGACGGAAGAUCGCGAAGCCCUGAAGGUGAUUGAGUGGUUGGAGGGCAAGGAGAAGAAUGUGCGUGCCCUGCUCUGCACCUUGAACUCAGUGCUGUGGGAGGGUGUCCGAUGGGAGCAAAUCUCCAUGGCAGAUGUGAUGACUGUGAAACAGGUGAAGCAGCAGUACCGCAAGGCCGCUCGUGCUGUCCAUCCUGACAAGAUUCAAGCUACACUUGAUGAAGUGCGGGUUCAAGGUAAGCUGGAAGAUGGUCGAGAGUACAAUCGAGAGAGAGAGAGAGAGAGGAGGGGCACGGAGUACCGUGUCGGCAGAGUGACCCACGUCCAUGACUCAAAGUUCACCGGUAAACGCGUGGGUGGAUUGGACAACUCCUGCACAAAUACACGCCACAACUCGUCCUUGCGAUACUGUUACACCGAAGUGCCCACGAACUUUUUGCAGUCACCUGAGGUGUGGAUGAAUACGGAACACAUGAACAUGGCGAAGCUGAUCCUCAUGGAGCUCAACGACGCCAUGGCAGAAUUUGAGCGUCAAGAGGAGUGCACAGCAUGA
Echinococcus granulosus is the source of this 4278-nucleotide messenger RNA. Its product is annotated as Cyclin-G-associated kinase. The coding region runs from base 1 to 4278 and encodes 1425 amino acids. The record is from RefSeq and is a predicted model, not a curated record. Gene Ontology annotation, cellular component: cytoplasm. Lineage: Eukaryota; Metazoa; Platyhelminthes; Cestoda; Cyclophyllidea; Taeniidae. The transcript has 22 exons. Gene Ontology annotation, molecular function: ATP binding; AP-2 adaptor complex binding; protein serine/threonine kinase activity. Gene Ontology annotation, biological process: regulation of clathrin-dependent endocytosis; protein phosphorylation; positive regulation of Notch signaling pathway.